AUGGCCCCCUCCCAGCUUCCCCCGGUUUUCAACCCCACCUCGCAGGACAUUGAGAUGCUCCUUGCUGCUCAGUGCCACCUCGGUUCCAAGAACCUCCAGGUGCACAUGGAGCCCUACCUCUGGAAGACCCGUCCCGAUGGUGUCAACAUCAUCAACAUUGGCAAGACCUGGGAGAAGAUUGUUCUGGCUGCCCGUAUCAUCGCCGCCAUCGACAACCCCGCCGAUGUCUGUGUCAUCUCUGCUCGUCCUUACGGUCAGCGUGCCGUCCUGAAGUUCGCCUCCCACACCGGUGCUACCGCCAUUGCCGGUCGCUUCACCCCUGGUAACUUCACCAACUACAUCACCCGUUCUUUCAAGGAGCCCCGCCUCAUCAUCGUCACCGAUCCUCGCACCGAUGCUCAGGCUAUUAAGGAGGCCAGCUACGUCAACAUCCCCGUCAUUGCCCUUUGCGACACUGAUUCCCCCACUGAGUUCGUUGACGUUGCCAUCCCCACCAACAACAAGGGUCGUCACUCCAUUGGUCUUGUCUGGUGGUUGCUCGCCCGUGAGAUCCUGCGUCUCCGUGGUACUCUCGCUACCCGCGAGACUGAGUGGGACAGCGUUGUUGACCUUUACUUCUACCGCGACCCUGAGGCCGAGGAGAACAAGGAGAUUGCUGACGAGGCCAAGGUUGCCGGCGUUGAGGAGGUUGGUGCCGGUGCCGUCGAGUCCGGCUUCGCUGGUGAGAACUGGGAUGCCAACGCCCCCGGUGCCGGUAACCCUGGUGCUGCCUUCGCUGCCGCCAGCGCUGCCGUUGGUGCCACCAGCUGGGAGGCCGAUGGUGCCGACUGGGCUGCCAGCUCCGCUCCCCAGGGAGAGUGGGCUGACGCUCAGCCUGCCACCACUGCCCCUGCUACUGAGGCCAAGUGGUAA
Penicillium taxi is the source of this 912-nucleotide messenger RNA. RefSeq names its product 40S ribosomal protein uS2 (gene rps0). NCBI's taxonomy places the organism in Eukaryota, Fungi, Ascomycota, Eurotiomycetes, Eurotiales, Aspergillaceae. Gene Ontology annotation, biological process: cytoplasmic translation; ribosomal small subunit assembly. The transcript is spliced from 2 exons. Gene Ontology annotation, molecular function: structural constituent of ribosome. The record is from RefSeq and is a predicted model, not a curated record. Bases 1 to 912 code for a protein of 303 amino acids. Gene Ontology annotation, cellular component: 90S preribosome; ribosome; cytosolic small ribosomal subunit.